Messenger RNA from Ogataea angusta, 1344 nucleotides. RefSeq lists its product as uncharacterized. The record is from RefSeq and is a predicted model, not a curated record. The transcript has a single exon. Gene Ontology annotation, molecular function: oxidoreductase activity. Bases 1 to 1344 code for a protein of 447 amino acids. Gene Ontology annotation, cellular component: cytoplasm. NCBI's taxonomy places the organism in Eukaryota, Fungi, Ascomycota, Pichiomycetes, Pichiales, Pichiaceae.
AUGACAAGUUAUCUCCCUGUUGAGAAUGGCACACGGUCGUUUUGGCUGAGUGCCGAGACAGAGUUUGGCUCUACAAGGACGACACAGGACCUUCCCUCAGAAGUUGACGUGCUGAUCAUUGGUGGUGGUUAUUCAGGAGCCACCACAGCGUACUAUUUGCUGGAAGGAAAAAACCGGCCAGAGUCCGUUCUCCUGCUUGAAGCCAGAACUUUGUGUUCUGGGGCCACUGGCCGAAACGGCGGCCAUUUCAAGCCCAGCUUUUACAGCUCCUCAAUUGCCCACACCGAAAAGUACGGCCAGAAAGCUUGUGCCGAUAUCACUAAUUUCGAAAUGGCACAUUUAAAGGAGUUGAGAGAGGUGCUCGAAAAAGAGAAGGUUGACUGCGAGUACAUUGUCACCAGAGGCUGCGACGUGUACACGUCCGAAAAGGGCGCCCAGAGGGCAAUUGCAAAUUUCCACCACAUGAUGGAAAAUCCGUACGUUGAAAAUAAACACGAGUUCCAGCUGCAUGUCGGCGACCGUGCAAGAAUUCUCUCGAAAAUGCCCGAGGCUCGGGCCUGUGUGACAGGGCCUGCGGGCCAGAUGUGGCCGUACAAGCUGAUGGUUGCAUUACUAGGAAUAUGUGCCACCAAAGGACUCAACAUCCAAACCAACACCCCUGUGUUGAGCACUGAAAAGCAAAAGAAUGGAAGAUACUUGGUGCACACCAAAAGAGGCGACGUCGUUGCCAAGUCUCUUGUCAUUGCCACCAACGCGUACACUGCGUCCGUCGAGCCUUGUUUUGAGAACAAGAUUGUCCCCAUCAAGGGCAUUUGCAGCCACAUCGUCUCGUCCGGAACCCAUCCUCCGGCCCAUCUUACAAAUUCCUACGGACUCCUUCUUCCUCAGAACAGUGACUACCUAAUAAACCGGCCAGACGGCUCCCUUAUCCUGGGCGGCGCCAAAGAACAUCUUUUUCCGUACAAAGAGCGCUUCUACAACGUUGUGGACGAUAGCACGCUGGUCCCAGGUGCUGAAAGCUACUUUGAAGGAUACAUGGAGAAAAACUUUUACAGCUGGCAGAACUCCAAGUCGGCGGUUGCCAAGGUCUGGAGCGGUAUAAUGGGCUACGCCAAUGACGGUCUGCCGUAUGUGGGUGAGCUCGAGGAGAACAAAUUUAUCCUGGCCGGAUUUGGUGGCCACGGAAUGCCCCGGAUUCUCCUUUGUGCAAAGGCCGUUGCCAAGUACAUCAAAGGCGAGUCCAGCGAGUUCGAGGUUCCCCGUCCAUUUUUGGUUACUCCUGACAGAAUGGCCCGGACAGAAAACGGCGUUCUUGCGUCUCUACAAGCUGUUGUUGAAAAAUAA